AUGGCUAUAGGCAUCUGUUCCGUAUGCCACGAGUCCCAGGCAAAGUAUAAGUGUCCGAAAUGUUCUAUUGAUUACUGUUCCUUGGCAUGUUUUAAGAGUCCAAAUCAUCAACAUCUGGACGUUGUCACUACUGAUGGCACUGGUGCAAAUACCAAUACGACCAAUACAACGACCACAACCAAUACUACAACCAGCACUGCAACCAUCACUAACAAUACCACUAGUGGUGUGAUUUCAGCACCAAGCGCAUCGAGUACACUGCCACAAACCCUCUUUCCCCUCAUCGUGGAGGAUCCUGUCAUCAAAUCUCUCUUGGGCUACAAAUCUCUCCAGGUGCAUCUUGCGGUGAUCCUACGGUUACUUUCAGAGUCUAGUCUCACCAACGAGCCAUUGGCCGAGAACAGACGCGAGAUUGCAAACUUGCGGCUAUGUGACCUCCGUACGAACGGCUCAGAAGAGAAUGCAUUGGUGGAGGAGUUCGUUCAACGGGUGCUCAACCUCAUCCACUCCAAUGAGAAUCUCUCCACCUAA
Sungouiella intermedia is the source of this 531-nucleotide messenger RNA. The record is from the annotation of a GenBank genome assembly. Lineage: Eukaryota; Fungi; Ascomycota; Pichiomycetes; Serinales; Metschnikowiaceae.